Anisakis simplex (herring worm) is the source of this 858-nucleotide messenger RNA. NCBI's taxonomy places the organism in Eukaryota, Metazoa, Nematoda, Chromadorea, Rhabditida, Anisakidae. The record is from the annotation of a GenBank genome assembly.
AACAGCACAGUCCCAACGUCUGAUAAUAACACCGAUAUCAAUUACAAUACUAAGAAUAACUCGAAAACAACAGUUUCACGUGAUCGCCAUUCAGGUGCCGUUGUGGCAAGUAGUAAAUCGGUAUCGGAACUGUUUGCUGACUUUAAAGAGAGUGAAGAGUUGCUGGUGGAGAGCAGUAUAUCACCAGUGGAAUCACGACACUCGUCGUUAGAUGCACUGAAUGAAGACGACGGUGAGGAAGAUGCUGAUACUGAAGACGAUACGGAGAGCGCUAUCAAACGGAAGCAAAACGAACUGAUAAGAGUGAUCAAUGAGGAUGAUAAACGAUCUGAUAUCUUAACCCACACAACACAGCCAUUCAGCACAACCUCAGCCUCUCCAUCCUCCAAUAAGCUUAUCAAGGAUGUUAUCGACCAAUACAUCAACGACCAUAUCAAUAGUAAUGAUAACAAUCCAAAAACUACCCCGUCUCAUAUCGAGCUGGAAUCAGAUUCGCUGAAUGCGCAGUUAGUCGAUACAUCCAACUCAGAUAUUCAUCAUUACAAAUGUUGUUUGGAUAAUAAUUUCAUAGAGACAACCUCAGCGUCAACGACCACUCAUUAUCCAGACACAACUAUGACAAUUAACGAUAACACUGAUGAUGAUCAUGAUAUAAAGAGCAACAAUUCAAUGACACAAGAGGAAAAUCUCUCGGAACGAAUCUGGUCAUUUUGGGACAAAUUAAUAGCUGGUAUCAAGUGUUCACAACGAGAUUGUAGCGAAGCAUUUUACUUGCCCUAUUCGACCACGACCACGUUGAAACCUCUUAUUGAACCGAAUAUCAUCAGACGUGCUCGAAAAAAUUCUGCUCAUUUUUGA